UGCCCUCCGACCCUCCCUCCUCACCGCGGCUCCGGGCGCCGCCACACAUCCACGGCGGCGAUGGCUCAGGCCAACAUCUCGGUGACGGAGAGCCAGUUUCGGUGUCCCAUCUGUCUGGACCUGCUGAAGGACCCGGUGUCCAUCCCGUGCGGACACACCUACUGCAUGGCGUGCGUCAGCGGCUACUGGGACCAGGCGGAGCCGGGGCGCUUCAGCUGCCCCCAGUGCCGAGAGACGUUCAGCCCGCGGCCGGUGCUCCGCCGGAACACGGUGCUGGCGGAGGUGGUGGAGAAGCUCAAGCUGAGCGACACCUUCGCCGCGCCUCCCGAGGUCUUCCGAGGCGCAGCCGGCGAGGUGCCGUGCGACUUCUGCCCGGCGGAGAACAAGCUGACGGCGGUGAAGUCGUGUCUGGCCUGUCUGGCCUCCUUCUGCGAGCUCCACGUCGCGCCUCACCGAGAGGUGGGGACCCUGCGGCGGCACAAGCUGGUGGCCGCCGUGGAGUCUCUGUCGGAGCGGCUGUGCGCGCAGCACCGCCUCGCUCUGGAGCCCGCGGGGAGCGGCGCCGAGGCGGAGGAGGCGGUGGGAUGGACGGGAGACUGCCUGCUGUGUGAGGCGGACCAGGAGGAGCUCAGCCAUGUGGACUCGCAGAGAGCCAGGAGACAGCUGCAGCUGCGCGAGUGUCAGAGGAUGGUCCAGCUGAAGAUGCGGGGAGCUGAGAGAGAACUGGAGGAGUUCCGACAAAACCUGGAGACUCUCAAGGUGUCUGUCUCGGCUGUUUUGGAGGACAGUGAGGCUCUGUUUGCUGACAUGGUCGCCCGCCUGGAGAAAACCAAAGCUGAGGUCCGAUCGCGACUGGAGGCCAAGGAGCGAGCGGUGGUAGCUCGAGCAGAGCGGGACAUGGAGAUGUUCGAGAAGGACCUGCAGGAUCUCCGGAGCAGAGACGAGGAGAUCAGCCAGCUCCUGCUAGAUGAAGACAACGAGCGCUUCCUGCAGGCUGCUCCGCUGCUGUGCCUUCCUCCAGCCACCGGGCGACAACCUCGGUCCCUCAACCUGCCAUCGGAGAGCCUCAGCGGUGCCCAGGGGGCGCUGUGCCACUUCCGCAGUCGCAUGGAGGAGGUCUGCAGGGAGGAGGUGGACAAGAUUAGCCGAGCAGUGAACGAGAACCACGUGGCCGGCGCCGAGUGUGUUAAAGUGAAUUCCAAACCUCCGCAGUCGCCUGGGCCGGAGCCUGCAGCAGCGGUGCCACUUCUGUCCAACCUGACGCUGCAGCCGGCGGAUCAGAGGAUGCGAGCAGCUUUCCUCCGCUUCGCCUGCCGCCUGUCUUUCGACCCCAACACCGCCCAUCCCACCUUGGUCCUCCUCGAAACCCCUCCAAGCGCCCGCUGCGGGGAAGAGCCGCAGUCUUACCCCCCUCACCCUCAGCGAUUCGACUCUGUGGCGCAGGUCUUGUGCAAGGAGGGCCAGUUCGGUGGCGCCAGCUACUGGGAGGUGGAGUGGUCGGGCGGCGGCUGGAUCGACAUCGGGGUCACGUACCGCGGGAUCGGACGCAAAGGCGGUGGGAAACCCUGCCUUCUGGGGCGCAACGAAAACUCCUGGAGGCUGAGGUGUACUCACGCCGGCUACGCUGCCUGGCAUGAAAAUCGCAAGACCACAGUAGCGGCGCCGCCUUGUCCCAGGAUCGGGGUCUUUCUAGAGCGACAGAAAGGAGCUCUGUCGUUCUACAGCGUGUCCGACACCAUGAUGCUGCUGCACACCUUCCGCUGCCCCUUCACUCAGCCACUUUAUCCUGCUUUCCGUCUGGAUCUAGACUCCACCUUGCUCAUCUGCCCCCUUGAGGCCGGCAACGGAAGUCAGAAUUAACGCUCACUUUACACAGGAUGCUUUAGUAUAAUAAAUACUGGCGUAGAAUAGAGAUGCAGAGAUUAUUGGACUGACUAUUGAGUUUUGUUUACAUCUGCGAAAAUAUGUUUUGACCAAAUAAAUUCUGCCAUUUAACACUAAAAACCAUCUUCCUGCCUUCGAGUGGAAAAAGCAAAAGCCAUAUUGUUAGCAUUGUCAGGUUAGAAGUAGAGAUGAAGCUUCAUGAAUCACAAUUGUUUAAACAACUGUUUUAGUGAAAUGAUUCUUAGAGUGACUCUGAAAACGAGGGUGGGGCUUCAUGAAGCUUCAGCAGUCCAUCAUGAGUUAAAGGGUGAGACUGAAUGUGAUGUGAAGCUUGUGAUGUUUUGCUGUUGUAUCCUGGAGACAGUCUUCUAAGUGACCUUACUCAUGACUCCAAUGUACGCCAUACUGAAGAGCCUUUGUCAUGCAUAAAUGGGGCUUCCAUACAUGUCACUGCAGGAUGCCUUGAAACUGUUACUUUAUUCUACAACUGACGUUGUGUGCAAAACACACACAACUGUAUUCUUUGUUGAUGGUACAUGAAGGAAUGUGUAUUGUGCUAUUGCAUUCAACUAUAAAGUGCUUUAUUUUUCAAGCUGUAGCAGAGAUGCAGAAUCGCAAUGCUGUGUGUGUAAAUAAAUCUGUGUGUAGCAUUUUCUCCACUUGUGUCUUAGUUUUCUGUUUUAAUGAAGCCAUUAGACUCAAACAGAGUAGGAAUUAUUCAGAAGCCUAUUUGGCGGUCAAUAUGGAGACGUAUAGUGAUCGAUGUUUUGAGAGUUUCAGUUUCAUUUGACAGACAAAAUGAAGACUACAAAUAGUAAUGAUAUUACUAUAUUGAUAGUGUGUCCCAUUAUUUAUGUUCUCUCAUGAGUCGAUAUCUGCAUGGAAUUUAUUCACAAUGGAAUUUCAGAAAUGUGUGUUUUUCUUUUAUUG
Synchiropus splendidus (mandarinfish) is the source of this 2814-nucleotide messenger RNA. RefSeq names its product E3 ubiquitin/ISG15 ligase TRIM25-like. The record is from RefSeq and is a predicted model, not a curated record. The coding region runs from base 61 to 1860 and encodes 599 amino acids. The transcript has 9 exons. NCBI's taxonomy places the organism in Eukaryota, Metazoa, Chordata, Actinopteri, Syngnathiformes, Callionymidae. Gene Ontology annotation, molecular function: protein binding.